CGCCAGCCACGUCGGACGCGGGGCCGCCCCGCAGGAAGGCCCCUCCCCGGCCCCACAAUGCACUGCGGGCCGCGUCACUCGGAGCGGCGGGUCCCGGCUCGACAGUUUCCUGGAUCGUCCGCUUGGGGGCAAGUUGGAGAGCUUGAGAAGCAGCCCCUCCUAUGCCUAGACAGCCAAGGCAGAGCCCAGGGCUAGAGCGUCAGCCACCAGACGCGAGAUGUUGUGAUGCCAGCUAACAGGUCUUCUCUGCUGGUUGAAAUGUCUAUGAUUUUAUCUGCAUCAGUCAUUCGCGUCAGAGAUGGACUCCCCCUUUCUGCUUCUACUGACUAUGAACAAGGCACAGGCGUGCAGGAGUGCAGAAAGUAUUUUAAAAUGCUCUCAAAGAAACUUGCUCAGCUUCCUGAUAGAUGUACACUGAAAACUGGACAUUAUAACAUUAAUUUUAUUAGCUCUCUGGGAGUGAGCUACAUGAUGUUGUGCACUGAAAAUUACCCAAAUGUUCUGGCCUUCUCUUUCCUGGAUGAGCUUCAGAAGGAGUUCAUUACUACUUACAACAUGAUGAAGACAAAUACUGCUGUCAGACCAUACUGUUUCAUUGAAUUUGAUAACUUCAUUCAGAGGACAAAGCAGCGAUAUAAUAAUCCCAGGUCUCUUUCAACAAAGAUAAAUCUGUCUGACAUGCAGAUGGAAAUCAAGCUGAGGCCCCCUUAUCAAAUUUCCAUGUGUGAACUGGGGUCUGCCAAUGGAGUCACAUCUGCAUUUUCUAUUGACUAUAAAGGUGCUGGUAAGAUUUCUUCUGCUCACCUGCGACUGGAACCAGCAACUCUGUCAGGGAUUGUGGCUUUUAUCCUCAGUCUUUUAUGUGGAGCUCUGAAUUUAAUUCGAGGUUUUCAUGCCAUAGAAAGUGUUUUGCAGAGUGAUGGUGAAGAUUUUAAUUACGUUGUUGCAUUUUUCCUUGGAACAGCAGCCUGCCUUUACCAGUGUUAUUUACUUGUCUACUACACCAGCUGGCGGAAUGUCAAAUCUUUUUUGACUUUUGGUUUAAUCUGUCUAUGCAACAUGUAUCUCUAUGAACUGCGCAACCUGUGGCAGCUUUUCUUUCACGUGACUGUGGGAGCGUUUGUUACGCUACAGAUCUGGCUAAGGCAGGCCCAGGGCAAGGCUCCUGAUUAUGAUGUCUGACACCAUCCUUCAGACAUACUGCCCUGGCUUCCAAGGAAAAAGGAGGGAGCCUAUCUUAACUGCCACUGUGAUGAAGAAACUAUUCACCACAAUCAAGAAGCUCUGCUUUCUUUCUCUCCAACUAUCCUUUUUGUUUUAAGUCAGCAUGGCAUGCCUGGGAGCAUGCAGUACCUGCUAGGCAAACUCCUCAUGUUAGCCAUGAGAUUAUUAUUAUUCAGAAGAGGAGGAGACUUCUCUCUACAGGGCCACAACAGUGGAAGAACAGUCAGAAGCUACUGGAAGACUUGGCCAGCAGUCCUGAAUCCUUCUGAAGAGUUCAAUAAAAAAAUAUGUGUGGUACAUGCUCUGAGGACCAAGCAGGAACUCUACAACCUGGGUUUGCCUUUGUGAGGCAUGAGUAUAGCCCAAAUAAAAAGAUGCUGUGAAGUUUAUUUUUAAAACAACUUGCUAAAUAUCAGAUUAUUUGCACAUUUAUAGGUACUAAGUUUAUAAAGUCCAGGAUGGUGUAGAAUUGGUUCUUUUUCCUUUUAUAUGUUUGUUUGAAUAUUACUCUGGAGUCGCUUGAUGUAGAGAAGGCUUUUAUGAGCUCAUCUCUAGAUCAUCACAAGUAUUGAAAACAAGUAACAUGUUUUCUUUCUAGUCCCUGUUUGUAGUUUCUUUUGAAAUCACUUUUUAAACAUGAUUUGUUAAAUUAUAGCCAUCGUUUCCCAAACUUCAAUCACCUGAAUAUUUACAUUUACUAUUGUUUCUUAGUAUUUAUCUUUUAAAUCUUAAAAUAGUUCAAAAACAAACAAAUCUCUACUCCAAGAGGAAAACCAGCAUCAAUUUACCGUGAAUAACUACAAAAUAAAACAAAAAAUGUUAUCCAGUUCUAACUAGAUACUAAUGCCUCCCAAGGCUCUGAACCCAAGAAGUCUGCUCUUUGUUCCAGUGAGAGAGAUGUUACCCCGCACCAAAAUGGGGCUCUCUCUGUGGAAUUAUCAGAAGAAUAAAAGAAAAUUGUAAAGGGAAUGACAUUCUCACUGUGAUUCUGCAUUAUUUAGUUCUGUGUUGUAUACCACCUAAAAUCCUCUGGUGUGCCACCAAUGGUAUGGGUCCUGCUCCGUGGAAAUACUGAACUGUAUUAGCUCCCAGCAAUUCUUUUAUUGUUUUAUGGCUUUGAGGAGUUCAGCCCCUAGUAUCUUAGAGAACUUGUUUGCUUUUUGAUAAUAUUACAAAGGUUCGAACAGUUAUGAAUUGAUAUAGGAAGCACAGUUUGAUUCCAUUAGCAAAAUCGACAACUCUCCUGGUUUUGGAAGGCACCUUCAUUAAUGAUUUUCCUUUGUUUUCAAAGAAGAGAUUCCAAGCAAAGAGUACAUAAGGCACUGAAAUUUGAUAUCCAGAAAACAGUGGACCUGUUCCAUAUAAUUCCUAUUACUGAGAGUAUUAAUUAAGCAGAAUGGUCCAGAGGGGUAAAAUCCUUGAACUACCAUGUUUGCCUGAACCCCAUAUAUGUAGGAUGUCUGCAACUGUAAAAUCUUGCCUAACUAGAACCUUUUUUGCUGCACUCCCCUUUUAGGAGAGUGAGGCCAAGGGAAGACAAUAAGUGUGUAAUAUCAGGGAUUUAUUUAAAACAGGAAACUCUAGUUCAUUUCAGUUUUCUGCCUCUAACAAAACUGACAGAAAUUAUAUAUAUUCUGAGAGCUACCCCAAGAUAUACUACAUGAUCCUAAAUCAUCAAAAUAAAAUUGAUUUGUGUUUGGCAUUUUGUACUUACAGAGCCAGGAAAGAGCCAGGAAAGUGAAGUGGUUCAGUUUAGAAAGAUUUUUCUGAACUAAUGGUUAAAACAAGAAGAGUUCUCUUGUGAUUUUGCUAUAUGUUGAUACUUUAUAGCUCUCUCACCUGUUUGGUUCAGUUUGGUUCUCCCUAUUGUUCAGUUAUUGUGUUUGGUAUUUGGAUCAUUCAGCAAGGACACUUUAAAAUUCAUCAACUGUCUUUAAAGGCUUAAUUUAUUUUCUGUUUUUGUUGUUUUUUCACCAGCUAUUUUGGAUAAUGGGAUGUUUACAUCUUAAUGUAAAAAAUGAAAAUAGGCAUAAAUCAUGUUUUAUGUAUAGAAAUGCUUUCUUUCAUUAUUUGGUGUCUGCAUCACUGAGUGUUUAUAUUGACUUCUCUGCCUCUAUCAUGUUGUUGCCAAAGAAACUAUGAAUUUGGAA
Canis lupus familiaris (dog) is the source of this 3374-nucleotide messenger RNA. It is a transcript of the gene SEC22A, whose product is annotated as SEC22 homolog A, vesicle trafficking protein. The coding region runs from base 226 to 1182 and encodes 318 amino acids. Gene Ontology annotation, biological process: endoplasmic reticulum to Golgi vesicle-mediated transport. Lineage: Eukaryota; Metazoa; Chordata; Mammalia; Carnivora; Canidae. The transcript has 8 exons. The record is from RefSeq and is a predicted model, not a curated record.